AUGGAUCCUCAUAACCCUCAAGGCGCUGGUAACCUUAACAUGGGCAUCCAGGGUCAACCAGUGACGGCACAAGGGUUAGGCCAAACUCAAUACAAUCAGCAGGUUUUGCAACAGCAGCUCCUUAACCAACAGCAUACUCAGCAAAGGUUUUCUCAGCAGCAGCAGGUCCAACAACAACAAGCUCUCCACAACCAUCAGCAGCGUCUCUUGGAAGAGCAGCAACGCCAAAUUGAGCUUGCUCGUCAACAACAACAACGGCAACAGCAGGAGGAGCUGCUGCGGCAGCAACGAAUCAAGGAAGCCGAAGAGCAGCAGCGUCAGCGUGAAUUGCAGGCUCAGCGAGAAAAGGAGCAACAGGAGCUUUUGAAGAAGCAGGAGGAAGAAAGGCGACUUGCAGAAGAAAAGCGACGCCAGGAGGAAGCGGAACGUCGGAAAAUAGAAGAGCUGAGAAGGGUUCGGGAGGAGCAACUGAGAAAGCAAAGGGAGGCUCAGAAGGCUCUGAACGAGAUGAGAGAUCGUGUAGAGCAAGUUCAAGCAGGGCAAGCGCUGACUCUCGUAGCAACACAUUUUAAUACAUCAUAUACGAAAUUAGUGCCGUUCCCAAAUGAAAAUAUGAUCAAUUCAAAACUGCCUACUGUCUGUGAUGCGACUACUAUGAAGUCUCUUUUGGAAACAUCUGAUCCUAUCUUAGUGCAAAUGAUUUCGCAGGCUUUAUCCAGUGUCGACGUCAGUGACACGCGGACGCGAAUGGACACACACGAUGGAAUUCCGGAGUCCAAUGAUCUUCCGCUCGAUUUGAUGCCUCCCGUGAUCAGAGCUGUCAUGAGCGUUAACUGCAACGCGUUAGAUGUCGAACCUGAGCACAACAUGGAAGCGCCUGAACAUCUUCUUAAUGACAUGGAGCUCGAUCCAACUCGUGCUCUGAACGAUGCAGCAGCUCCAGCAGCUCCAGCAUCGUGUGAAGCAACCCCUGCUGUGCAGAAGCCGACUGUAACGCCGGACAAACCUUCAACAUCAUCAGCGAAUGAGGAGAAUUCAUUUAUUGCUCCAGUUCUGGAAGGAAGGGAUAACACUCAGCUUCGACGUCAAAUGGCAAGUGUUGGAAAACAACCAAAAGCUAGUCAACAGCGUAAAAAGAGAGAUCAGGUUGAAAGCCUUUACGAUUCUUUAACUGAUUACUUCGAUCCCACUGACGGACGUCGACAACGGAAACGAACAAAAACCCUGGAAGAGGAACAGGCGGAUCAGCGUGACUUGGAACUGAUAGCUGCAAUGGAAGCUCAAUCUGCAUCCUCCAAUUCUGCCGAAGUAUCGGCUGCCGAACAAAGCGAUGAUCAUAGGGUCGGGGACACAAGUGAUGACGACCGCAAGUUUUAUGAGAAGAAAGAUCGACGCAGAAAGAAAAAAGAAGAUAUUCCUGAGAGACCUCCUACUCCAACUGAUGUCAUCCAAAAGCGCGAUCAAGAAUGGACAGAGCGGCAACGGAAACGACAAGAAAAGUUAAGGCGGCGGAAGGGAAAUGAAAGUGAUCAGGAGUGCUGGAAUAAUGACGUAAUGGCUGAGCAUGAUUCAAGAGCUCGUUUGAAUGUAAUCAUCGACCAGAUUUUUGAUCAGGUGGAAGACAUUGAUAUGAUGAAUAUUGAGCAAAACGGAAAAGGUGAGAAAAACUCUUCGAAAAUCUGUUUUCGAUUCAAUCACUUCUCAAUUUCAGACGAGGAUGGAGAUGAUGACGAUGAAGGUGUUAGUCAGGAACUUCUGAUAGACCGUUCAGUAAUGGAUGACUUACGUAACGAAGUGCAAAAGCUCCUUACAUGGAAGAAAUUAACUAGUAUAUCAUCUGAUCGACUCAUAAAACUGAUCACCAUCUUGGAGCGGAAUAUGCGAGAUGUUGUCAGCUCUGAUGGCACACGUCUUCUUGUCCCGAUCAUUGCUGAAGAUUUUAUAUCUCGAGAAUUACAUCGUGAUAAUCUUCUAAAUUUGACUCUUCCACAGGAUGGUGAAGAGGAUGACCAAGCUCUCCGUGAACUUCUGGACGAUCGUUUAAUCCGAGGCGCCGACGCUGCGUGUACAACAUUGAUGAUCAUGACCUGCCAUAAAAUGCCAAAACAGGUAUACAUAGAAGAUGCUAUUGAACGUUCCAUCAACCUCUGUAGACAUUACUUGAAAAGUAUUAUCUACCCAGCUUCGGAUCCUUUAUAUGGGCCGGGAAGGAAGCAGAGAGCUGAUGAAAAGCGACGGAAGAAAGUCGAACAUGUUCAGCGAUCCCCAACUGUGCAGUUAUUAUAUUCAAGAAUGACUGAUCUUGUCCAUAGCUUUUCGAACAUCGUAUGUUGCUCGGACAGUUACUUUUCUUCUCUUUAUUUCACAUCUAUUGAGAUUACUCCCGCUUACGCCCAACUUCAGGUACGCCAAACAGAGCUGGCGGAAAUGUGCGUUCAUCAUCUGGCUUCAAUAUCUAUACAGGCGUUUUUUGUGAACAACAUUGGAGAGUUACAGCAAAAUGCCUGUAACCUAGCAGCAAACAUUUUUACGAAUGCAAAGGAGCAUGUUCGCAUGGGUAUGUUGAAUGACAUCUUGAACUCUCUCCAUCGUUCACCAUGCGGGCGAAAUGCGAGCAACGGAUACAGAUUUGGCCCAGAUCAGUGGAUAAGCAACACCACAGUGCUCGUGCUUCAACUCUUGCAAAGUGUUGUCAGAAUACCAGAAAGAGUUCACCACAAAGGAGAUCAUGCUGAUGACCCCGACUCGGAACCGGUUGUGCAAUCAGACUCAGUUGUUCCUAAUUCCUAUAAAGAAGUUCAAACGCUUGCACAAGCUUUUGCAUCCGGAUUUUUGAGCAGAUGCUCUUCGAAAGGAAACAGAAGCGAAGGAGAAGAAGACUAUCGAGCUCUAUUUGAUAGCUUCCUCCAAGACAUGUUGACUGCUUUCAAUAAACCGGAAUUUCCGGCAGCUGAGAUGUUUCUUCAGGUUGUGGGUAAUCUCCUAGUGAAAAACUGCCGGAAUAAGAGCGCUGAUAUCGCGAUUCGAACGGUCAGUCUGGAAUAUUUGGGGCUGAUCACAUCACGCCUGAGAAGCAGCAUGAUAUGGUCCAUAGAAGAUUCCAAGGAACGUAUGGAUCUUGUGGUGAAAACCAUCAAAUAUGAAGACAAUGUGCAAGAAGAUGGAACUUCACUAUGGCCGAGUGUAGCGGACGUAGAUAUCUCAGACAUGACCUUCAGCGAAAAGCAAAUGGAAUUAGAACGUGCCUUGCUUGAUUACAUUAUUGUUAAUAAGGAUAUUACGGUAGAGUAUGCUGUGAGAUUUUAUUGCUGCGUAUGGUAUAAGGAGAUCCUUGAAGAUUUGCAAGAACUUGAAGCGCGAUAUGCUGAAAGCAAACGCGAGAAUCUGUCAGAGAAGGAACAUCGAAAGAAUGAGUCCCGUCACAUGAAGAAAGUGAAGCGUGCACAGGCACAAAAGAUUUUUCUCAUUGAUCUCUUGGGUCGCAAAAAGGAUAGGCAAAGAAGAUACGAGAAUGCCAAGCGUUUCGGUAGCUCCAUGCUAGAGUCUGAUGUUGCUUGGUGCAUCAAAUAUCUCGCGGCCAAGAGAGAAUUCACCCACUCUUUCGAUUCAUUCCUGAAACAGAUUGUUACUGGUAUCACCAGUGAGACCACAGUGAGUUUACGAACGAAAGCGAUGCGUUGUCUCACUCAAAUCAUAGAAAGUGAUCAAUCUGUUCUGCUGAUGCCUGAGGUUUCCUCUGCUGCUCACAAUCGUAUGACUGACUCGAAUGCUGCCGUUCGUGAGGCAACAGUCGAAAUGAUUGGCAAAUUCGUGGUUGCAAAUUCCGAUGCGAUUCCCACAUAUUAUCCUCUGCUGGCUGAACGCUUAAUGGACACUGGCGUGGCCGUCCGGAAACGGGUAAUUCGAAUAAUGCGCGAAAUUUGUGAGAAGUUCCCUAAUUUCGAACAGAUACCAUCCAUGCUCGCCCAAAUAGUACGACGAGUGCAAGACGAAGAUGGUGUGAAGAAACUGGUUCUGGAAACGUUCCAAGCGCUUUGGUUUCAACCAGUUUCUGAACGCAACACAGCAGCGUUACUAAAGAAGGUGCAGAGGGUGAUGACGAUUACGAAAGUAAUCCAAAUAUGUGCUGAAGAGAUGAAGCUCGAGGCAAUGGAAAUGCUUUUCCAAUCGCUGUUGAAGCAAGGCGACAGGAGUACUCUAGCCGCGAGUCGACAAAUCGUCGAUAUGUUCAUGGAUAAUGUCCUUGCGCUUGAGAACAAAAUGGCGACAGAAAAUGGUGUGACUCCAAACUCAUCGACUGACGAUUUAAAGAGUGCCGAGUUACACAAAGCGAAUCAAGAACGCCUUCUCGCCUGUCUCAACACUUUAACCUUAUUCAGCAAAGUACGUUUUUUGGAUUUAUUUGCAGUUUAUCACAUAAUUAUGGUUCGUCCUGAGCUUCUUGUUAAGCAUGCAGAGACGCUUCAACCAUAUCUUUCGAUGAAUGCAACCCAGAAAUCAGAAGUGACGGUGCUUAACGAAGUUAUCGGCAUGCUAGAGAGGGUCGUACCUCUUAUGAGCCAUCCAAGCGACACUUUCCUCAUCACCCAAGAUCAGACUCUUGCGAACCUAACAGCUAGUGCCAGUGGUGUGACAACGACUACCGUCACUAUCAGUUGCAUGUCAGCUAUUUGGCAUCGUUUUGGACGGCCUGAAGUACCUGCAGUUGCUACUGUUUUCAAGUCUUACCUAGGAUAUCUUGUACGAGCGAAGAAUGCCCUGAAGACGAUACCCACUUUCCAAUUGGACGAUCAUAAAACGCUGCGCAUUCAGAGGUUUCUUUGUGGUGUUGGGGUUAUGGCACGCUAUUUUGACUUCGACUCCAUUAUCAAAGACCCGGAGUUUGAGAAGAAAAUAUUUCCUGCCAAUGCUGUGCGACCUGAUUUGUCUCUCAGUGUCGACGAUAUCAACCAUGAGAAUCUGGAAAAGCCACGACGAAUUCGGGAUAAUGUCUUUGAUGUACUUUUCUACUUCUCAAGCAGCAAUGUGCCAGCAAUGCGCUACAAAGCAUUCGUCGCCCUUGGUCAUUUAUGUGCCCGGUAUCCUGAGUAUUUGAUGUGUCGGGAUGUGAAAAACAUGUACCACGUCUUGCUCCGCUCCGAUGAUCCCAACUUCACCCAGAUGCGUUUGCAGGCACUGCAGAACUUGGAAGAAUUUUUGAAAUCGGAGGAGUUGAAACUUAUCAGAGGCGAUCAAAACUUUGGAAAAGGAAAAGAACAAGAAAAUCUGAAGGAGAUGGAUCAAGCAGGAUCUGGACUUGGAUCAACAGUUAUUCAAAUAUACUGGCAGGCUGUUUUGCAGGGUCUGGUAACGCCAGGCACUUCGAUAGCGACAUUUAUAGCAAUGACAACGGAUCCACUGCCGAUAGUUCGAAGUAGGGUAGAAGGCAUGCUGAAGGAUAUUGAUGCUAAGUACGCUGGAAUGAUACAGAGCACAGCUACGCAAGGAGUGCGAAAAGCUUACCAGCUCCAAUUGCAAAUCCGUGAAUCGGGCUCUAAUGGCGAAUAUCCAAUUCGUGGAAUUCGUGCAUGUGACAUCUCCCCAUAUGCUACCUCUAGCGCUCGCAUCGAUCCAUCCACCGGUCUUCCGCGUCAUUCCAACGACGGUCAGGCAGUGUUAAGCGGUCUCUAUCAACGUCUCCGCACUAAUCGACAACAGCGCAGAUCUUUUCUCACUAGUGUGUUACGGUUGUUCAGCGAGGAUUCUAGGGAGAAGCUCCGAUUAGACGAGUGGAUAUUUGUGGCGGACAACCUCGCUAUGUUUCCCUACCAGGUUAUGGAUGAGCCACUAUAUGUCAUACACACAAUUGAUUCGAUUGUGUCAUUGUCUGGACAGUCACUCCUUGUUCAAUGCAAAGCACAUUUACGAGCUGGGCAAUCGUACUACUCUCCUCAUCAACAGCAACAGAGAAAUCAACUUGAAGAUGACGACCUUCUUUUUGAGCCGGAAGCAUUAUACAACCGUUUUCCCGAAGAAAAGGGCCCAUUAUAUGACCUCAUGGAUAACAGUCAAGCGUGCUUUAUUUUACUCUACCUCAAGAACUUUCUUAUGAAGCUUUAUGGGUUCACGGAAGCAAAAGUUCAAGAAUAUUCUCCUUCGGAAGCUGCGAAGGUUUACGAGAAGGCGUUGUCAUCAAGGAAAAACGUGCCAAUGUUCAAUCCACUGACAGCUAUUGAUGGAGGGCGCCGUCGUGACGGCCAUGUUGAUCCACUGGCGAAUGACCGGCAAAGUAUUCAGAGUCACUUCAAUCUGGCCACGAAAAUUUGUAAUGUAAGUAGCAGCUUUUCUCUUGGAAGCAGCCUAGAGCUCGAAACAAUGUUCCGCAAGAUGUUGCUAUCUUUGGAUCGAAUGGAGAACGAUGGUGACAGUGACCUUGAAGGGGACAUCACUGUUGCUCCAAAAGAUGAGGACGAUACUGCUGAUGGGUCCAUGGAAGCAUCUGCCGAUAAUGAUGUCGAUAUGUAA
Molecule: messenger RNA, 6504 nt
Organism: Haemonchus placei
Lineage: Eukaryota; Metazoa; Nematoda; Chromadorea; Rhabditida; Trichostrongylidae
Source: the annotation of a GenBank genome assembly